Lingula anatina is the source of this 1397-nucleotide messenger RNA. RefSeq lists its product as uncharacterized. The record is from RefSeq and is a predicted model, not a curated record. NCBI's taxonomy places the organism in Eukaryota, Metazoa, Brachiopoda, Lingulata, Lingulida, Lingulidae.
GAUACCUUGACGCAUGCGCAGUAGUAUCUCUAAGUUGUGGAGUUCAUCAGUUUACUUGUGACGACUCAAUCAUACAGACGCGUAAUAUGGCUAGUGGUAGUGCAAAACAAUUUGGAGGAAGGUCAAAGGGUGUGGAAAAUUGGACAGAUGCUGAGACUAUCGCUGUAAUCAACAUCUGGGGGGAGGAAGAUAUGCAAAGACAUUUUGCGAGUGUGCGUUUCACUAAUGUUCAGGUAUUCAGAAAGAUUGCGGAGCGGCUGAGAAAGGAUUACGGUGUUGACCGUACAGCCCAGGCUUGCCAGAACAGAAUCAGAAAGUUAAAGGAGAACUACAAAAAAGUCAAAGACAACAACAAUCGUAGUGGUAGGGGCCACAAAACGUGCAAGCAUUUUGAUGAACUAGACAAAAUACUUGGAAAUCGCCCAUUGCAAAUGCCCCGCAACUUGCUAGAUACAAGUACAAGCACCCAAGCCACAGAUGAGAACUCCCAUGAUGAUAUUAUUGAGGAUGGUGAUGAAAAUAUUGACGAGGAGGAUGAGCUGGAUGACGCUGUGGAACCACUGGGGUCUCCUAGUGAACGCCAAAGGAGUGCCAGCUUCAGCUCAACGAGUAGCGCUGACAGCUUUAUUCCUCUGAGAAGAGGUGGUACUGGCACCAGAAAGCGAAGAUCAACUGGGGAAACCUUAAGCGAAUUGUGGGAGUCGAUGGUGGACGAAAUGAGAAAAGAACGCGCUUCAGCUCUUGAGUUUGAAGAAAAAAGACUGAAGGCAGAACAGGAAAUGCAGAUGAAAAUGUUUGAUAGAGAAGACCGUCAACGGGCAAUGGAUCGAGAGAGAGAGGAGAGGCAACGACAGGAACGACGUGACGAGAAGGAAAGAGAAAGACAGCACCAGCUUGAAAUGAUGCGUCUUCUUAUGCAAAUUAAAAAUUAAACGGCCAUUCCACAAAAGUUUUAUAAGAUAAGGACACAUUCUUGCAAGAUUGCAUGAUUACAAUGAGAGUAUCCUUUCCUUGUUAGUAAGAUCACAUGAUUCCACCUCAAAGUGUGAACCAUUUACAAGGUUGUAGAAACAAAAGGUAAAUCAUUGUUGGUACAAAAACGACUAACUAUAUCCUCGAUUGCAAUGAAAAAACUUUUGGCAAGUGCCAUUUAAAGUCGAAUUGAUAUUAUAAAUUAAAGGCAUGAUCAGGCUUCUACUCGAAACAAAACAUGCUUUUAAAAAUAAUUUGUUCUUCCUUGGACAGUAAAACAAUUGUGUGUCUACUCAUUCCAAAUCCUGAGUAGUCACUAUGUUAAACUUCACAAUGGCAAUUUAUCAAUCUGUCGAUCAAUGAGCACACACAUAUCUAAUGUUCAAAUUUAUUGUUUAUUAAAACCAAUAAAUGGCAAAUGGUUA